ACAAAUACCAAAUUGUUGGCGUGAUGCUUUAUGCCAGUGGAGCAUGUCCGCACGUCCAGCGAUCGCAGCAUGAUGGUGUACUUCAUCGGUAUCCUCUUCCUCCUCUUCUUCGUGCUCAUCUUUUGGGUCUUCCGCCUAGCACGACACCAGUACCGCGUCACCCGCGAGGCGCGACAAGCAAAGAAGAACCCCACCCUGCUCCCAGUCUACGCCGCCACCCCGUUCCCGACCUUUGGCAGCACGGCCGCGCUGGUCUGCGAGCGGCUCGUCCCGCCCGACGCCGCCGAACAGGCGCAGCACGGCGACACGCCGCCCAUGCGCGCCGCGGGGCGGCGCGUGAGUAUCUACGGGCACGACGGUGUGAACCGCGCGCAUCCAGAGGUCGGGAGCGACCCCGAGCUGCCUAGCUAUACGGAAGACCCGUCCGCCUCCAAACCCCUCCUCAUCUGCGACGACGAGUUCCCCCCGCCCCCGACCCCGCCGCCAGAGGCGCACGUCCACCACCCGCCGCGCGGCGCGUCGCCCGCCCCAGUGGUCCGCACCAAGUCGCGGCGGGACAGCACGAGCGCAAUGCUGACGGCAAUGAUGCCGCUUGGUGCUGGCGCCGUGCACUUCUGA
Molecule: messenger RNA, 618 nt
Organism: Vanrija pseudolonga
Lineage: Eukaryota; Fungi; Basidiomycota; Tremellomycetes; Trichosporonales; Trichosporonaceae
Exons: 4
Coding region: 31-618 (195 amino acids)
Source: RefSeq, a predicted model, not a curated record